This is a messenger RNA of Suillus clintonianus, 1474 nucleotides long. RefSeq lists its product as uncharacterized. Gene Ontology annotation, molecular function: FAD binding; D-amino-acid oxidase activity. The record is from RefSeq and is a predicted model, not a curated record. The annotation marks the transcript as partial. The transcript has 7 exons. Lineage: Eukaryota; Fungi; Basidiomycota; Agaricomycetes; Boletales; Suillaceae.
UAUGGCGCUAUCUACGGUCACCAAUGACCAGAUCAAGGAGAUCAUCGUUAUUGGUGCAGGCGUCAUCGGCCUCACCACAGCCUUAAAGCUCCAGGAGCAAGGCGCUUAUCGUGUCACAAUCGUUGCAGAGACUUUCCCCACAGAUCCAAAGUCAAGCAGGUACACCAGUCACUGGGCAGGUGCACACCAUGUUAGCCAUGCUUACGACGAUCAAAGACAACGAAAGCUUGAUCAAGAUACCUUCCACGCAUUAUGGAAGUUAUCAGAACCAGGUGGUGCAGCCGAGGGUUGUUUCUUGCGGCAUAUCCAAACUGAAUAUCACGGAGACGAUCUCCCUGAUGCCGAAUGGCUUCAUUUUAUGCCAGAUUUUAAAUAUCUAGAGAGUAACGAACUUCGUGGUCCAGCAAAGAUAGGCUUCUCAUUCAGCACAGUCACCAUGAAUACCCCAGUCUACCUUAAUUGGCUUCUGUCUUCUUUCCUUGCGAAAAAUGGGACCAUUCUGCGCGUGUCCCUGCAGCACAUCAGUCAACUUCUCGAGCGAGGAACUAGUCCGUACACGGGUGCCCGUUCGUACCGUGACGUCGAUGCUAUUGUCGUCUGUGCUGGUCUCGGCGCCCGGACCCUAGGAGGCGUUGAAGAUAAGGACGUACAUCCGAUUCGCGGGCAAACCGUACUACUCAGAGCUCCUUGGAUCAAGUUCGGGAGGACCAUGACUGAGGCUGAUGGGACGUACACUUAUACGAUGCCAAGAAGCAAUGGCGACGUGUUAUGCGGCGGCACAAGAGUACCCAAUGACUGGUACCCAAUUCCGCGUCCUGAAAUAACCGAUGAUAUUCUUGCGCGCGCCCUGCAACUCACCCCAGAGCUUGCACCUCCACAAACGCGUGUUGACCGUGAGCCCACCGUCGAGGACCUCCGUCCCAUCAUUAUUGAGCCAGGUUGUGGUCUGCGCCCUGGGAGAAAUGGUGGCAUCAGACUUGAAGUCGAGUGGGUUGACGCGCCUGCGCGAGGUAAAGUGCCUGUGGUGCAUAACUACGGACACUCCGGGUAUGGCUUCUUGUCGUCGUGGGGCUCAGCGAGCAUGGCCUUGGACUUGCUAGAAGGUGCUCUCGCGACGGGCGCUCCAACACAUGCAGACACAGUCGUCGACCAUCCAUCUGGAAAUCCAGGAAACUGAUGUUGUGUCUCUUGCACUAGCAAUGCAUAGUGAGAAGUGAAUGUAUAGAUGUAUGUAUGUAUAAGUGUACGAAAAACAAGCAACCAAUAUCUGAUGUAUGAUCAAAUGCGUACUGCAUGUCCUCAGACUCGGCUGAACUCCUCUGUCGUGUGUGGGUCAGAGACUGUGAUGAUUAAUGAAUUUGCCUUCCCGUUGUCGUUAUCGUUCUUCGCCGCUGUAGAAUUGCACCGAUCCGGAAACUCGCGAAUUCUUCCCACCUUCCUUCUGCAAGCAACGUUGCAAACUUUUACAGAGUAU